Molecule: messenger RNA, 10564 nt
Organism: Phoenix dactylifera (date palm)
Lineage: Eukaryota; Viridiplantae; Streptophyta; Magnoliopsida; Arecales; Arecaceae
Source: RefSeq, a predicted model, not a curated record
AUUAAAAAAAUAAAAACCCCAUCUCCAUCUCCAUCUCCAUCUCCAUCUUCCAUCUCCGUCUCCAUCUCCAUCUCUCCUACCUUCCCUCGCCACUGACACUGUGAGCUCUCCCCCACCUCUUUUCCCAAUCUGUUUCCCUUUUUCGCUUCCCCGUUUCUCCCGCUCCCUAUCCAAAGCUCGAAUGGCGGACCCCCAGCCGCCGGAGGCCCCCAACAACGGCGCCGCCUCCGCCGCCGCCGCCGACCCCCCCGCCGCUGCCGCGGCCUUUGCCGCUGCCGCUGCCGCUGCUGCCUCCGCCGCUGGUGGCGAAACCCUCGUCCCGGGCUCCAAGCGGCAGCGCCGCCCCAGCGUCCGGCUCGGCGACAUCGGCGGGCAACCCGCUGCCAUCCCCUCCGAGCCCCACCCCCGCCGCGGCAAGCAGUGGAAGAUCUCUUCCUCCGCCUCCGCCGCCGGCGACCACCACCCCCGCCUCCCCCCGCCGCCCAGGGACCCCUCUAAGCCCUUCUCCAAGACCCGCCCCCUCACCACCCUCGGCCCUGGCGAGACCCGCGACUCCCCCGCCGAGGACCGAGUCCUCCUCCCCGUCGACGAGAACCUGGAGCCCCUCGCCGUCGCGAUCCGCCGGGGGGUGCGAGACGCCAAGGCCCGGCGGGCCAUCGCGAGGCGGGCGAGGUCGGUUUGGACCUCCAAGGUCGACGAGGGAACGGACGCCCUCGACCUGAAGUCGAGCGGCGGGGAUGACGGAGGAGAAGAGGGAUACCGGGAGUUCGACGACCUCCGGCGGGAGGACUCCGAGAGCCCGAGAGCGGCGGUGGGGGUGAGGGUUAGGGUUUCCGACAGCAGGGAUAUAGGUCCGGCCACUGAUGCCGCGGAAGGGGAUUUGCCGUCGGAGACCCACGAUGGGGAUUGGGACAACCAGAAUGGACGGUGCGGAUGGCACGAGGACGGCGGAGUCCGGUCGUGGCUGAACCGGUUGGGGCUCGGCCGGUAUGCACCGGUGUUCGAGAUCCAUGAGGUGGAUGAUGAGGUGCUACCGUUCCUGACUCUUGAAGACUUGAAGGACAUGGGGAUCAACGCGGUGGGGUCAAGAAGGAAGAUGUACUGCGCCAUCCAGAAGCUCAAGGGCUUCUUGUGAGAGUUUCUGUCAAGAAUGUUGUUGAAAAGGAAAAAGAGAAGUUUCAAAACUGGCGGCGAGAUGGGAAUUGCAAGCCUGAAAUGGUUGGUUGGUGUUCCUCUGUUUUGUACAAAUCCACUCAAUAUAAGUUUUUCUUAAUUUAAUACUGUCACUUGCUUUAACAUAUGAUAUUUUGUUGAAUAUUUUGAAUGUGUCUGCUUUUGUUGUCUGGUCAAAUUGUUGAAAUAGCUGGCCUUGGUAGAUAAUGUGCGAAGUUGCAGCAGAUAUUUUAUGAACAAAAGCAAAUUUAGUAGAGAAGUGGAGGAGGAAGAAGAGACUGGUUUAACUUGUACUUGAAGUUAGAACCAGUUAAUCACUGGAGUAGUGUGAAAUUCGAUAGACAUCAUUUUAUGUAAUAGUGCUUUCUUUUUAACUUAGCUAUACAUGAUUUCAGGAGUUGAUUCUGAUCUCAAAACCCUUAGCCUGUCUCUUAACAUCAAUAGUGGAUGCCGCUUUGGAUUCCAAACUUUGUGUUUCAGAACUUUUGGAAUGGGUUUUUUUUCCGUUCUUGCUCAUUGUACCCUUCAUGCUUCAUGAACAUGAUACUGGCUUGAUAUGGGCAAUAAAAAAGAAGCUCGUAGACAUGCAUACAAAUAGGUUCAAGGGAGGUGCAAGUUAGGGGGAAUAUUGAACUACGUUGCCGCUGAAUUUUUUUUAUCUCAUGCUUGUUUGACAGGCAUCUCGCUCUAGGAUUUGCAUUCAUCUUUCAACUCUUCAUACAUCUUAUCGAUUGAUCUAGAAACCUAAAUCUAGAAUUAAAGGAUAAUAAGCCUAUGAUGACAUUCUGGAUCACAAAAAGAUGAGGAACAAGAAUAUAUUAUCUUCUUCUAUUCAAUAGUUCCUACGGUAUCUCUCUGUGUUUGUAUUUUUAUGUGUUUAAUGAAAAAUUUCCUGUACCAAGGAUGUGUUAAUUUCAAUGAUAUUUAUCUUAUUCAGGCUAUCUCUAGCACAUGCCUUAGACUUUAAAUCCCACAUUGUCCAUAAUGCUCUUGUUCUAGGGACAUGCGUAGUUGGUGGAGGAGGUUAGUAAUUAUUAAGCUUUUAAUAUUCAGUUUUGCAGAUUUUUCUGUAGACCUUGUAUCAUUCGCUACUAUUUUUUGUUGUUGAUUUGCUUGGUGAUGGUAACAUUCUCUUGUAAUUCCUCAUUGAGGUUUUCUUGAAAGGAUAUAUGAAAUUAUCUUUCAAAAGGAGCGAUUAGGAAUAAUUUAGGAACUUUAGAAGGGUGCUGUAAAAUUAAGUUGUCAUGGGUAUGCUUGAUGAGUAAGUAUAUGCAGCUUUGCUUGGACAAUGUCUAGAUAGGAUGGGGUUUGUACUUGAGGUGUAUGGAACAGCAUAGUCACCAUAAGGAAUUGAGCAGAGGUAUUGCAUCAAUUUUGUCAACCAAUCAAGUAUUGGAUGUUGGAGUGAGAAUUUUGGGAAUGUGGAAGGGGUUAGGAAAUGAUGUAGUACUUUCAUCUGCAUGAAAUUUGAAAAGAAUCAAAGUGUGGCAGGUUAGUAGGUUGUCAUCGUUUUUGUUUUGUUUCAUUUUUUUUUGUGGCUGCCAAUUAUGGCGACCUUAUAUGUUUCUAACUGAGCUAGUUUGGGCUGUGGUGAGAACUUUCUACUCCGAAGGUCUGAGGGGACUUUCCAUUCAUUUGUCAGAAGAUUAAGGGUCUUAUGAGGGAUCAACAGGGCUAUGACAGAUGCUCUUAUAUUUGUGUAGUCAUCUUCUAGUGAGAUAGUAGAUAUGGCAAGAAAGGGGUCUUUGACAAAUUUGGCUUUAGGUGCCAAGUUUGGAAAAAUGAUACUUGGUCAAGUGCAGCUCAUAAGUAGUUAGACUUUAGCAAACCCUUUCAAAGUUUCUCUCAUCUUUCGCAAGUGAAUGGAAAAGCCAAUUCAUAUGCUUGAGGGGUCCAAGAGUUGAAAGUUCAUUCUACAAAAGCACUUGUAAUAUGCUGGUGUGCACUUCUCAUUUUCUUAUAAAUAUAUAGAUAAACUAAUACAUAUCAGUCGGUGAUUAUUUUUUUCUACUUGCACGAGGUUUAAUGUUUUCAUAUGUUGAUGAUAUUAUCAUGGGGGUAAUGAGACCUUAAAGCAUGGUCUGCUGUGCCGGUACUAGGCUCCGGCCUGGUUGCAUGGUGGCAUGGGUUGGUACGAGCCUGCAACAAAGUUUAUCUCUAGAUAAUCAAAGCUGACUCCAAAUAGUUCAGAUAGGGGUUGAUGGUUAUGGUUUCAAUAUGCAACAACACUAGGUAUCCUUUUUCUAUUCAUAAGGCAAUGGAAAAGCUAGAAAUGAAGUAAAUUCUUGAAAACUAUCUUUGAGCUUAAAUAGAUUGCAACUUAGUACUUCAUAUUUUGAUGAGUUCAUGCAACAAAAGCUUGAAAUAACAUCAAAGUUUAUCCCUAGAUAAUCAAAGCUGACUCCAAAUAGUUCAAAUAGGGGUUGAUGGUUAUGGUUACAAUAUGCAGCAACACAAGGUAUCCUUUUUCUAUUCGUAAGGCAAUGGAAAAGCUAGAAAUGAAGUAAAUUCUUGAAAACUAUCUUUGAGUUUAAACAGAAUGCAACUCAGUACUUCAUAUUUUGAUGAGUUCAUGCAACAAAAGCUUGAAAUAACAUCAAAGUUUAUCCCUAGAUAAUCAAAGCUGACUCCAAAUAGUUCAGAUAGGGGUUGAUGGUUAUGGUUACAAUAUGCAACAACAUCAGGUAUCCUUUUUCUAUUCAUAAGGCAAUGGAAAAUCUAGAAAUGAAGUAAAUUCUUGAAAACUUUCUUUGAGAAAUAGAAGCCAGAGUAUCAACUUUUAGAUUGAAUGGAAGGAGUUUUGAAUCUUGACAUGGAUAUGCAUUUAGAUUUAAAACAAGAAGGGGGCAUCGAGAGAAAGUUGAAUGGUAAAUGUUAAUUUUUUUAAAAAAAUUCUUUCUAUUGUUCCUUUUUUUUUCGGAAGAAGGUUCACAUGAACUUUCUUGUUAGAUAGGCAUCUGAUUGAACAAUGUCUUUAGCUCAAAUGAGAUGAUGAAAUGUGAUUUUUUAUACUACUACUAGUUGGAGAGACAAAAAUUGUGAAUUUGGAGGUUAGGUUAAUGGGAUGACUAAUGAAAUAGCAGGAUGAUUUUAAAGGAAGUUGUCAGGAUUUUGAUAAAGUAGAGGUUCAGCAAGCUAGAUGAUUUUGGAGGAGAGUCCAAGUCAGCAACAGACUAUGCAAGUCUGUAGUGGUUGUAUAUUACAUUUGCUAAAGAGGAACUAUUGAGUAUUGGUACAUGAGUAAUGAUGAUAGAAAGACCAUGUGGAACUGCUUUUGAUUGGUUAUCUGAUUUCAAAAUUAACUGUUCUGAUACAGCAUUGAAUUUCUGCAUGUUUAAUUGACUAUUUGCACUGUCUUUGCAUUUAUUGGUCAACUAUUAUGAAGAAAUGGGAGAAGCAAAAGCAUUUCAACAUUUCUCCAUUGAUAACAACCUGGAGGAACCGACUUUUAGAGAGAGAUAAUAUUAAAUUUUAAAUAGUUUUUCCAGAAAUUGAUCGCAGAUAUUGAAUAAUUGGGCAGAUGUAGUGCCAAUGUUGAUCUGGUAUUAACCACAAAGCCCAGGUAUUUUAGAGAUGGCUUACAGAAUAGAAUUUUGUUAUCCUUGAGAUUGCCAUCAAAUAUAUCAGUGAUCUCUGGAGUAAAAUAACCAUUUGUAGAAUGAUUCUUUGGAUUUUCAUGGUCAUGCAUUAUAAAAAAUCAUAGUUUGGUUGAUUGGCAUUGGGAUUUUCCAAAUAUAUGCAUGCCAAAAGAUAUUGUAAAACUUCGUAAAUUUAUGCGACCGUUAUAAUGUUAUACAUGCAGAUGCAGCUGUAGAUUAUCAUUUUGUAAUAGCGAGUAGAUUUUGAUCUUAGAUCCUCAUGUUCCAUCUUCUUUGAACUAAAUUAACUUGGCAAAUUUGACAAUUUACAUAGAUUUGAUGGAGCCAACUUAUGUGUGAUGUCUUGGCUAUCUUGUACAAGCAAAUUAGAAAACUUAUCUUUUGGACUAUGGAUGAAGUAUUUGGAACCAGAAAAAAGUUGAUAAAUAGUUCAGGAAACCAACCUUCAGAUCAAUCACAUUAACUUGUUACAUUAAGGAUUUUAACAGCAAAAGCAUUCAAUCUAAUUAGGAUGAGGAAGCAUUUGGGAGACAUGGCAGGGCUAAAUCAAUUUUUCAAGCAAGCUUGUAUGGUAUCAGUCUAGCUGUGUUUGCAGCUAUAUGGGUGUUGACUGCAAACAGUGCCUAAUACCAGAUGAUAGAUGAAAGCUAUAUCUGAGGCAAACUUCUACCUAUUCUGGAUUACUCACUCAGAGUUUGUGAAACAUUGCUACAGAGGAGGAAGACAUACCUUCUGACUGAAAAUAGAGAAAGCGUUACUAGUGGGGUGAAGUGAAAUAUUCUUAUCUUGAUUGCUCAGCCAACAUGAUGACCAGUUAUUUGAGUGUGAAGAAGAGGACGUUACUCAUAGGACAAGCUUAAUUGUGUUUGUGUGAAGACCAACUUUAAGUUGCAGAAGGACCAUGUAUGUGCCGAAAGUUACUGGCCUGUACUUAUUGUGUAUGAUUAUCAUUGAAUAUUAAGUGAGAGGAAUAAUACGCUAAACAUCUACCAAUGGCAGAUAUUGUGAUGGCAAAGUCCAAAAAAAGAGAGUAAAAUAAUCUAUCGAAUUGCCUAGACAAAUUCAUGACAGGACACAGCAGAGAUUGCAAGCAAUAUGUGAUCUCUACUGGCAAGCAUGUGAUGUGAUGGGGUGAAUUAAUUCUCAUUUUUGUUUUGUUGGAAACAAUACUCAUGAAGGUGUAACUACAUCCAAUAGCAGCCAAGUUGUCUAUCGUUUAUUGAGAAAAUAAACAACACUUGCUAUAUGUUGUGGUUUUUUAUGGUAUUGUCCAAGUGUUCCAUUGGUUUUGUUACUUGACCCAAGAGAACAAAUUCCCAAUUACAUUUGAAGUCUUCAUCAUGUUUUUUUUUUAAUUUCAUCAGAUAAUCACAAACAUUUAUACUUCAUUGUACAUUUAACAAAUCAUAUCUGAGUGUGUACAGGUGCACCGCAAGAAUUUCACUGCACAUUUCUCAUCUUUUCUUAACUAUCUAUGAACUUGCAGUGCAGAUAAUUUGUUACAAUAUCUAUUCUCUCACCCUAAUGAUGGCAGCACAUGGAGUAAUCCGAUAAAACUCAGGUUCUUAUGUUGAGCAUUUUACACAUUACAGAAUUUUCCACUGUAAAAAUCCACAUGCCCACAUAGCCUUGCCUAUACAGGUCUAGCGCCUGCAUGUUUCAUCUUAAGCUCUCUUGGAACAUAUUGUUAAAAUCUUUAAUCAGCAGAAGAAAAUGUUAGCAUGGGUUAACAUGUGUCUUGAGGAGACAAGGGUUAAUAGAUUUGAUAGGUGGUACAUGGGAUCAUCAAUGAUCGGUGUAUGGAGUGAGGUUUUUGAGAGGGAGAAUGCGUGUAAGAGGGAGAAAUGGACUCUUCUUGUUCAAACUUUGAGCGUGGAGUUAUAAAGUACUUGCAUGGAUGUGCAAGUUUGGCUCCUCCACUGUCAUUGGGAAGGGCCAGGUAGAAAAGGAGAUUUAUUCAGUUAUAGACAUGAAACUACAAGCUAAUCAAAAGACCAGGCUUGAUGCACAUUUAUAGUCUUUAAAGGUUUAAAUUUCUCGGUGUAUUGGCCUGUACAUGGCACAUUAGCCUUGAACUGGUACAUGGGGCCUUGGUAUGCCCCAGUAUCUUCAAACUGGGCCUGAACCACUCAUAUUUUGCUGGAUUGGGGCAGAUCUAACCUGAACAGCUUGGUGUCGAGAAGGAUAAAUAUAAUCUCACCCCCAAGGUGGUAAGAGGCAUCGGGAAGCUCUCCAAGUGCCAGAUUUGCAGAAUCUGAUAAACUGUAAAAUGCAUAAAUAUAGUUUUUCAAUUUUUUUUAAUUAGGUAUGUGAAAUUACAUAUUACACUACAAAACACAUGUUAAAUAGCAAUAAAAAGCUUCAGCACACAUAAAAUAAGGAUGAUCCAAGCAUUUGAAGCACUAUGCUCAAGCUGAGGGCUAAAAAUGGCCAUACCAAGGCCAAGGGUGUACUAGCCGGCCCAAGCUGUGCUCUCUGGUACAAAGUGUUGGUAAGGUAUGUACUGCAGCGUGUAUUUUGAAUUACCUGGGACUAGUACUUUCUGUGCCUCAAUUUUGCUUAAAAUUUGAACUCCAUACCAAAGAUUCAAGAAGAUGUACAUAGUUAAUUUCUGCCAAGUUCUACAUACAGAAUAAGAUAUGGUUUCAACAUAUGUUUUUUUCUUGAUGGAUCCUCAAGAACUACAAAUAUACACAGAAAAUCAUUUCUUUAAAAAUUGCAUGAUUUUCUCUUGUUGCCAUUUCUAUAGGAUUUCUGGUGAUGUUUGAUGCCUCUAUUUGAUAUGGUGACAGUUCUUAAGCUGGUUUGCAUGUCAGGUAUUGAACAGGAUUCAAAGAAAAAUCAUUAGGUGUCUUUUUAAGAAAAAGAAUGAACAUUGUGUUUUCACAGAAAAGAACUUUUUGUUUAAAAAACAAUAACAAACAACAGAUUUGUGUGUAAGUCUUCAUUUGAGAUCAUGUAUGGAUGAACAUCCAGGCAUACGUGACUUCACAGGGUCUCUGAGAAUGAGCAGAGCUGAAGAUUCCCGCAGAUUUUAACUGAUGAUAGGGAUGUCAAAAUGGAGGUGGAAUGGUCUAGUGUUAGAUAAGAAGGGAGAUUUUGACAAGCUUGGAUUACCAAAGUGAUUUAUGUUGAUGCUUCACUUGGUCACAGAGCAUCUCAUGGUUAAAGCUGACAACAAGUUGAAGAGUGUAAAAACCAGGUGUUCAAAAUGUUACGGAUCUUUUGUAGGAUAAGUUAAUAUAUUUUAUUGUUGAUCUUGCAACUAUGCGGAGUACCGCAUGUCAGCAGACACUUGGCUGCCCAUCUUGCAAAUGUGGGAAAAUCCCACCUCUGAUUUUGAACCCUGUAGUUUCAAGUCACUCAUGUAUGCAAGGUUCUUUUUACUUUGCAACAUAUGUUUUUCAGCAAAAGGAAGGAGACAGAAGUACAUUUUGACUCGAGAACGAAUCCUCUCAGAUGAGAUAACCAGCAUAUGUCUCCUUUUUGGUUGUGGCAUGUUUGGUUAUCGGUGAGAGUCCUAUGCACAAUAGGACAUUUUUGAGUUUUAAUUUGAACAGUUAUAGAUUGGUUUGAGGCUAGUUUGAGUUACUUAUUUGGUGGGAGGCAAAACUAGAGAUCAGAAUCAGCUUCUUGGGUGUACUUGAAGAGUGGAAUCAAUUCCAAGUCUGGAUGAGAGUCACAAAGUCCAUGUGUAUGAAUGCUGUAAAAACCUUACUAUUAUUUUUGUAGACUGUCGUUUAAAUUGCAUAGGCAUUUUCUUUUCUUUUGUGGAUUCAGGAGGUUCCCCUGGCAGAUUCAGUUGUAUGGUAAUUGAGGGUUAAUGUGUUCUUGUCUCUCGUUGAAUCCAUGUUAGCUACUAUCUAUAUAUUAUAUGAAAUAUCAACAGUUGGUGUUUUGAAAUAUUAUUUGAUCUCUCCGUUAUCAGGAUUAGAAUGAGGGGUGAACUUGAAUAUCCAAAUUUUUCCCAUAUCCUAGUCUUUAAACACAUACUGGAAAAUUUUUUCAAUGAAAUCAUCAGUUCACCUGAACCUGAAGGUCAUUGUGUUUACUCACUUAACUGUUUUCUACACCAUGACUCUUUAUUCACUCACCUAGUGCAUUGACUUUGAAAUGCUGACAAAUUUUCUAUAAACUGACACCCGACUGUCCUUCAGUAUAACUGUUUUUUUUUUCCCUGUUAAAUUUAUGUUGAGUUGGAAAGAACUGGUGUGUUGCCAUAGCUUCUUACAGUUGCCAUGGCACUGUAGCACCUGAAGUUAGCAUUAUAUGUGUGCUUAUAGAAUUUCUGCCAUAUUUGCUAUAGAUUUUGAAUAAACUUUUCUGGCAAAAUUUAAAGAUUACAGGUUUAAGUUGAGACUCGAGGUAAUGGUCCUUUUGUUCAUGUUGUAAUGAUGCACAAAAUCUUAUUUCCAUUUAGAGAAGCAUUUUCAAAUUGCUCUUUGCUCUUCAUAUGUAUUCUUUCUUGUGAGAUGAUCAUUAUCGAUAAUCAUGUCAACAUGUGUUCCUUGCUUCUACCUUGUGACAGGACAUGUAACGAAACUUGUAGAUCCACCAUCCUUUAUCUUGCUUGCAUUUGAUAUGUUUUGAUAUUUAUCCUAAAAUUUCUAGCUUACAAGCAUAUGGCUGUUCUUUCUUCUGUAGUAAGUUAUAAUAGCAACUUUUGGUAAAUAUGAUUGUUCUACAGUCAAUAGUAAAUUAGAACUCAUUUCUGCAAUUAUAAAGUGUUUUCUAAUUUCGCUUUGUUUUUCUUCUGGUGUUUGUUAAAUGAAAAUUAUGACUUGGUUCCUGCUUCCGCCUCUGGUUCUACCCUUGAAAAUGUCUCAGUGAGGUCAUAUUGGUAUUCAUACAUAGUAUCUAAUUUUGCUGUUGCUUCUGAUCAGAUGCAUUAAUUUUGCGAAAAGAAAUAAAAUUUUCUAUCCUGGUUAGUGCAUGGCGGGUAAUGCAUUUCCUUUGGCAUGUGGCAUUUAGUUGGAUAGAAAGAAACUAGAAUUCAAGGAUUAUUUUUUUAUUCCUGUUUCUUACCUUUACUGGCACAUUAUUCUUGUGUGUUACUUUAUGAGAAGAUUUUUCUAAUAGGAUUCCUAGAAUGUAGUGUCUGAUACUUGCGAUAUCCUUUUCUUUAUGGGAUCAGAACAUGUUACACAUGUUUCCAUUAUUUUUCCAUGAAAGGAUGCCUAUGAUCAAUGUGGAUAGUAUGCUCCUCAAAAUGGUUUUCAGAAAGAAUUACAUGCAGGGGCCUAUGCUUGCCCUGAUGCUGGUGGCUGUGUGUUUUAGGAUCUCAUGGUCGUUGUAGCUGGGUCCUCCUCACUAACUGUCUGCGCCCUUCUAGUUUGGUCUAUGAAGUUAAUGAACCUGUCUUAUUUACUUGUUCUUUUGUUUGGAACCAUGACUAAGGCCUUAAAAUUUUCUCCUUGACUAUUGGAGGAUGCUGACACCCAACUGGUAUUAUCUCAGUGCUGUACAUGAGAUGGAUCUUUUACGGCGUUUUUGUAUCUCUCCGGGUUCGAUCCUCAUCAUAUUUUCUGGGUGUAUAUAUGACCAGAAUCCAGUUGCUGUUCUGUUCUUAGUACAGCAGUUGUCAAAGUCCUAUAUAAUUUAAAGCUAGUUGCUGUUUUUGUUUUCAGAUGAUGCAUAAGAUGUGCCAUGAUGAGCACAACGAAUGUUGUUCAUGUGGCUAGACUGUUUUUAAUUUCUCCAACUAUAUUUUAUUUUAUUUGUAUAUAUCCAAUGAUCAACAUGGAUUGGUGAUGUCAUUGUGGGCUCAAAUGCAGUACAGAGAUUAGAUUUCA